CAGCUUUUUCUUUCUUGUUUUUCCCAUUUCACUAUUCAUUCACACAAUUUUUCUAGGGUUUUAGUUUUCCUCUAUCCCCUUCCUCUCUCUCUCUGUAUCUCUCGUAGAAAUCUGAAGAAGUAGCAGUUGACGACGACGAAGAAGAAUACGUAUACUGUCAUACUGUGAAACUCGAUAAUGGCGUCUACUUCUGGUACUACAGGAAUUCAUGAUGAACCUUGUUCAUCAUCGUCUUCUUCUACUUCCUCUUAUGUAAAAGAUUUGAUGGAUCAUCUCUUUUCUUGGAGUGUUGAAGAUAUACUCAAUGAAGAUCUCUACAAAGACAAGUAAUACCAAAGCGUUUUGAAUCCGUACAACAUUAUCUUGGCUCUUAUACUAUGCCGUUGCUGGAAGAAACUCGCAAGAAGAUUUGUUCACAAAUGGAGUUUAUGUCAGGUGUACCUCACGCUGAAGUAAUCUCAGUAGAGGAGUCUAAGCUGGAUGGCGGACCAUUCUUGUAUUGUAUCAAGGUUGACUCCUGGAAAAACCGGUAUGGUGUAUAUGGCAAAGAACCAUAUAGUCCGAAACCUUCAGAUCUGUUUAUUUUGGGUGAUGCUGUACCUGAUGUUGCUUCGGACUUGCAGCGGUUUGGAAGUAGUUGGUCUUUGGCUUCAGUUGUAGAAGAUGUGAAAGAGUGUGAUUAUGUGGGGCACGAAGACAGACUUAUAUGCUUUCAGGUUAAGACCUCAAAGCCGAUAAAGAUAGAGAAGAAAGAGGGCAGGAGGAAAUCACUGUUUCUGGUGUUUCUGGUGAACUUGGAAACAAACACUAGAACAUGGAAGGCGUUACAUAUGUUUCGAAACUUGAAUAUCAUCAAGGAAGUUCUGUGUGCCAAUUCCACGUGGCUUUAUGGUAAUGCAGGUAAAGGAAAAUUGUGGUUCCUGUUCUGCACAAGUUGACAGGAUUUGGGCCCGAAAAGUUGAUUCACAAUUAUUGCUCUCUCUUAAUGAAUCUCAAAGAGCUGCGGUUUUGGGUACUAUAUCUGCAGUGCAAUGCAACCACAGGGCUUCUGUAAAAUGUUUGGGGUCCACCUGGGACAGGAAAGACCAAAAUGAUUAGUAUAUUACUGUAUAGCUUGCUAAGUAUGGAUUACAGAACGCUUGCUUGUGCCCCAAAAAACAUUGCAGUUGCUGAACUUGCGUUGCGUACCUUAAGCCUUCACAGAGAUGCUUGCGAAUCAGACAUGGGAAAGAAACUGUCAGUUCGCUCAUUUGGGGACUUUCUCUUGUUUGGGACUAUGAAUAGAUUGGAGUUAUCUGAUGAUCUUGGAAAGAUAUAUGUGGAUUAUCAUGUGGACAGUCUUGUAGAGUGUUUUGCUCCAUUAACUGGUUGGAAGAAACAUUUCGAUUCCAUGGUGGAUUUUCUUGAUGAUUGUGUAUAUCAGUAUGGUUCGUGUUUUGAGAGUGAAAUAAUUACAGAGGUUCACGUAACAGAGAAAACUGGAACUAAUUCUGAAAUCCGCAUGUCACUUCUCAUGUUUGCAAACAACAGAUUCAGAGCUUUAGUGGUGCCAUUAAAAAGAAGCAUCAGAAUAUUAUGCACCCAUCUCCCUAAAAGACUUAUUUUGCCGGACAUUUUCGAAAAGAUGGUAAUUCUUUGUGGUUUGCUUGAAUCUCUUGGAACUUUGCUCUCUGAAUGUCAGGUGACUGACAAGGAAUUAGAAGAACUCUUUGCAUGACAAGAAAAUUAUUCCAAGGUGGCACAAGGGAGUAGAGCAUUUAAUUACAUAUUGGACACAUUACACAAGAUGAGGAUUGAUGUUAUGAAGGUUCUAAGAUCUGUCGGUCAUUCUCUUGGUGAUCGCCUUCCAAGUUCCACUAACAGAAUUUUCUUAACAGAGUUCUGUUUGAAAAAUUCAUCCCUCAUUUUUUCCACGGUGUCAAGCUCAUAUAAUCUGCAUGAGGUAGACCUGGAACCACUGGAUUUGUUGGUGAUCGACGAAGCUGCUCAGUUGAAAGAGUGUGAAUCAGUGAUUCCCAUGCAGCUUGAAGCUAUAAGACACGCUGUCCUAAUUGGCGAUGAGUGCCAUCCACAAGCCAGGGUCAAAAGCAGGGUGGCUGAUGAAGCUGGGUUUGGAAGAAGUCUAUUUGAAAGGUUGGGUUUGUUUGAGCAUGCGGAGGACCUUCUCAACAUGCAGUACAGAAUGCAUCCUGAAAUAAGCUCUUUCCCAAAUCGUAAAUUCUAUAAAGAUCAGAUGAUAGAUGCUCCAAGUGUUCUUCAUGAAAAUUUUCAAAAACAUUAUCUACCAGGACCUAUGUUUGGUCUCUACUCAUUCAUAAACAUUUCAAAUGGAAUGGAGGAGCCAGAUGAAGCUGGGCAUGGUAUAAAAAAUAUGGUUGAGGUGGCAGUUGUAAUGGCAAUAGUGCGAAACCUUUAUCAAGCAUGGGAAGGCUCAAAGCAUAGCUUAACCGUUGGUAUUAUAUCUCCGUACACUGCCCAAAUUGCUGCAAUAGAGAAUAAAGUUGGUCAAAAAUAUGAGAAGCUAAAGAACUUUAUAGUGAAGGUGAUGUCUGCAGAUGGAUUCUAUGGGGGCGAGGAAGAUGUCAUAAUAAUAUCUACUGUCGGGUCUAAUCAUAGUGGGGGGUCAGAUGAGUUCCUAUCUAAUCCACAACGUGCUAAUGUUGCUCUGACACGGGCUAGGCACUGCCUUUGGAUUUUGGGGAAUGACAAAAAGUUGUGUAAAAAUGGAUCUUUCUGGGAAGAUUUAAUUCGUGAUGCGAAACAGCGGGGAUGUUUUUUUAAUGCUGAUGAAGAUGAAGAGUUAGUCAAAGCAAUGAUCAAGGCGAAGAAAGAGCUUGAUCAGUUAGAUAACUUACUUCAUGAAGAUAGUAUGCUUUUCAAAAGUGCAUUAUGGAAGGUCCUGUUCAGCAAUAACUUUAGAAAGUCAUUUGGGAAGUUGAAGUCAUCACAAACACAAAAGUCUGUGGUUAAUCUAUUGGUUAAACUUUCCAAUGGUUGGCGUCCAAAGAAGCUUGAGGUUGAAAUUCUAUGUGGUAACUCGGUCCAGCUUGUGAAACAGUAUAAGGUUGGAAGGAUUUAUAUUAUUUCUAGCGUUGAUGUUGCAAAAUAUUCAUGCUACACCCAAGUUUUAAGGAUAUGGGAUAUUUUGUCUCUUGAGGAAAUACCUAAACUAGUGAAGAGUCUGGACAGCAUAUUCUCCAUAUACACUGAUGAUUACCUCAACCGCUGUAAGCUGGAACAUAUGAAGGGGGAUUUGGUAGUGCCAAUUACUUGGAGAAUAGAUGAUGAGAUCGUUAGAUAUAAGAAAACUAACAAUGCUGAGUCAGUAGAUAGUACAAGUGACGGGGUAUCGGGUGGGAGAUGUUACAUUGAAAGCUCAAAAGUGAGAGAUAGUCUAUUGCUGAUGAAGUUCUACUCCUUAUCAGCUGGCUUAGUGAACCAUUUGCUCUCCGGAAGUGAUGGAAAAGAGCUGGAUCUUCCUUUUGAAGUAACAGAUAAGGAAUUAGACAUCAUUCUUUACCCUAGAAGUACCUUCAUUCUGGGCAGGUCUGGAACAGGGAAAACCACUGUUUUGACAAUGAGAUUGUUUCAAAAGGAGCAGCAACACUACUUUUCUUCUAAAGGAUUUGUGGAACCCUUGGGAGAUAUUUCUUUGAGUGCUCCAACUGGGAAUAUUUGCAGAGUUGUUGGGAAUGAGACAAAUUGUACUGUCUUAAGGCAAUUAUUCGUAACAGUCAGUCCAAAACUAUGCUCUGCUGUUAAAAACCAAAUUUCUAACUUGAAAAGCUUCAGCAGCAGUAGCAGGGCUUCAACAGAACACAAUUCCGUUCAGCUGCCUGAUGUCAAUGACGCAGUUCAAUAUCAAGAUAUACCAAAUUCUCUGAGGGACAUUCCACCUGAGAGUUAUCCACUUGUCAUAACAUUUCAGAAAUUCUUAAUGAUGCUUGAUGGAAGUAUGGGAAACUCGUAUUUUGAUAGAUUCAGUGUUAUAAGGGAACUUUCACAAUCUAAAAAUGCAACCUCAAGGUCAUUUGCUUUGCGUGCUUUUAUAAGAACAAAAGAGGUCAAUUAUGAAAGAUUCAACUCAUCUUACUGGCCUCAUUUUAAUUGCCAGUUGACCAAGAAGCUGGAUUCAUCUAUGGUUUUUAUCGAGAUUAUUUCACACAUAAAAGGUGGGCUUUUUGCUGGAAAGCUACCUGAUGAUAAACUUAGUCGGGAGGAUUACAUAUUACUAUCUGACGGACGGGUGUCAUCCUUAAGCAGGGAAAGAAGGGAGAUGAUUUAUGAUAUUUUCCUUGAAUACGAGAAGAAGAAAAUACUACAUGACGAGUUCGAUUCGGCUGAUUUUGUGAUUGACCUUCACCGUCGACUGAAAACUGGGUGUUAUGAGGGUCAGGAAAUGGAUUUCGUGUAUAUUGAUGAAGUACAGGAUCUCACCAUGAGACAGAUUGGUCUAUUUAAAUAUAUUUGUAGGAAUUUUGUGGAAGGAUUUGUUUUUUCUGGUGAUACUGCGCAAACUAUUGCUGGUGGGGUCGAUUUCAGAUUUCAAGAUGCAAGAUCUUUGUUCUACAACGAGUUUAUUUUGGAUUCAGGAAGUGAUGUCAUGGGAAAUGCAAAAGACAUGGAUCCAUCUCAUAUCUCAGACAUCUAUCAUUUGAACCAGAACUUCCGUACUCAUGCAGGUGUUCUCAAUUUGUCGCAGAGUGUAGUUGAACUUCUGCACAAAUUCUUCCCACAUCACAUUGACAACUUAAGUCCCGAAACAAGCCUUAUUUAUGGAGAAGCACCAAUUUGGCUUGAAUCUGCGAAUGACGAUAGUGCAAUAAUAACUAUUUUCGGGAAAAGCGGUGAAAAUGCUGGUAGGAGUAUGAGUGGAUUUGGCGCAGAACAAGUCAUUUUGGUGCGUGAUGGUUCUGUUAGGAAGGAAAUUGCUGAACAUAUUGGAAAACAAGCUCUUGUUCUUACUAUAGCCGAAUGCAAGGGCUUAGAAUUUCAGGAUGUUUUGCUUUACAACUUUUUUGGAACAUCACCUUUAAAGAGUCAAUGGAGAGUUAUUUAUGGGUAUAUGAAGGAACAAAGUCUUCUCAGCUCCAAUGAUGUGAAAUUUCCAAAGUUUAGGAAGCAGAAACACCAAAUUCUCUGCUCUGAACUGAAGCAGUUAUAUGUUGCUAUCACUGGUACUAGGCAGAGACUGUGGAUCUGUGAAAAUAUAGAUGAUUUUUCGAAGCCUAUGUUUGAUUACUGGAAGAAGUUAUGUCUCGUUCAAGUUGGAGAACUUGAUGAAUCACUUGUACAGGCAAUGCAGGUUACUAGCAGCAAAGAGGAAUGGAAUUCACGCGGUAUCAAGUUACUGGAGGAAGGUAAUUUUGAAAUGGCAACAAUGUGCUUUGAAAGAGCUGGUGAUUCAUUCUCGGAGAAGCUGGCUAAAGCUUCUGGUCUUAGAGCUGCUGGUAUUCACAUGCUUGGAUCUAAUACUGAACUAGCUCGCGUUGCUCUCUUAGAGGCAGCUGAGAUUUAUGAAUCCAUUGGCAAGGCUGAUUUUGCUGCCAAAUGUUUCAUGGAGCUGAAGGAUUACAAAAGAGCAGGUAUGAUUUAUUUGGAAAACUGUGGAGAUUCUAGGCUAGAAGAUGCUGGUGACUGUUUCAGUCUUGCGGGAUGUUGUUCUACUGCAGCUGAUGUGUAUUCUAGGUGUAACUGCUUUUCCAAGUGCGUGCAAGUUUGCACGAAUGGUAGUCUCUUUGAAACCGGUCUUCAGUUCAUAGAAUAUUGGAAAGAAAGUGCAAGGUUAAACACUGAUACAGCCAAAAGUCAGGAUCUGACAGAUAUGGAACAAAGUUUUCUUGGGAAAUGUGCCCUUCACUAUCAUCAAUAGAAUAAUACUAAAAACAUGAUGAAGUUUAUCGAAGCCUUUAGCUCGUUGGACAUGAAAAGAACAUUUUUAAGGUCUCAUGAUUAUCUUGAUGAGCUCGUCCUUCUCGAAGCUGGGUCCGAAAAUUUUAUGGAAGCUGCCACUGUUGCGAGGUUAAAAGGGGAUCGUCUUCUUGAGGCAGAUAUGUUAGAGAAGGCAGGGCACAUAGUAGACGCGGCAGAGGUCAUCCUGUUUUAUGUUCUUGGCAAUUCUGUUUGGGCAAAUGGAAACAAAGGUUGGCCCUUGAAAAAAUUUCCGAACAAAGAAAAACUUUUGGCAAAAGUUAGGUUGAUGGCAGAAAGCAAAUAUGAUGUAUUUUACGAAUUCGUUAGCACAGAGGCAAUCAUAUUGUCGGACACCAAAAGCAUAUUGUCAGUGAUGAAAGACUGUUUUGUUGCUUCACAAAGAUUUAAGAGUCUGCGGGGUGAAAUUAUUUCUUUGAGGAAAAUCAUCGAUUACCAUCUUGAUAUAGCACCUUCUGAGUAUGUUUGGAAUGAUCUGCUCGUAAAUACAAUGCAGCAUGUAGAGAAUUCAAUAUCCAAGAACAGGGUCUCCCUUCAGACGUUGACUUACUUCUGGAAUUUAUGGAAGGAAAAAAUAGUUAACUUAGUGAAUUAUCUCAAUUCUCUUGGAACGCAAGAUAAACAAGACUACAAAAGCUAUGAGAAGUUUUGUUUGGGUUACUUAGGUGUGCAUAAGCAGGAACAUAAUCAAAGUUCUAUAUACAUUUUGCUGAACAGUGAUGCCUGUUGGAGAAAUGAAAUUGAGGAUCGACUUCUUCGAAAAACCAGAGACUUACUUAGCAUGAAUGAUCACCAAUUUGCGUCUUCUGCUCGUAGAUAUUGGUUAUCUACAUUGCUUAGUCUCUGUAUGCAAGUACUGGAGAAGCUGGAAAGCCUCUAUAAAUUUUCUGAUAUAGUCAAAGUUGGUAAUGAUUAUUUCGUGCACAAUUAUGGUCCUUUUCGACAAGCUUUAACCGCUCUUAACAAUUACCAGGUUGCAAAAUCGAUUAUAGAGUCCAAGAUACUGGACAAAAAGCUUCCUGGGGAUCUGCUCAAGUUUUUGGGACAUUCCAAGCAGCGUUUUUUCGUGAAGUUUUGUACGAGGGUCCCGAAACAUGCGUGUUACAAACAUGUGAUGGAUCUAAGAAUAACUGAGCUUUCCAAGGAUUUGAUCAACGAAGUGAUGAUAGAUAUAAUGAGCAAAAAAGGCAGGUUACUGUAUACAGAAAUGUGGAGUGUGGUCUUGCAGAUUUUUAUGUUUGGUAACUUCAGCGAAGAACUUUAUCAAGUUAUAAUACAACGUUCGGAUUUGUCUCCAUCCUAUAAUGCUUUCAUUAAGCAGUUGAAAAGGAGCAAGAUAUCAGGAGGUCUCUGUUUGUUUGGUUAGCAAUUUUGAAAAAUCAUUACAAGAAGCAUUUAACCACGACUGGAAAAACGACCUUGAUAUCAUGCCAGCUUCCUGGUUCGUUUAUUUCCUUGAACGUCUUCUUUUUUUGGUUUCA
Molecule: messenger RNA, 7412 nt
Organism: Papaver somniferum (opium poppy)
Lineage: Eukaryota; Viridiplantae; Streptophyta; Magnoliopsida; Ranunculales; Papaveraceae
Product: TPR and ankyrin repeat-containing protein 1-like
Exons: 12
Coding region: 1787-5872 (1361 amino acids)
Molecular function (GO): helicase activity; protein binding; ATP binding
Source: RefSeq, a predicted model, not a curated record